AGGAUUCAUAUCUACGUAGACAUGCAUUAAUAUAUAACAUGCAGAGCCAUGCAUGGGUGCUACCUUCACCAUUGUACUAAUUCUUUUAAAUGGAGUCUACAUUAUUUCUAUGUUUUUUUUUUUUUUUUUUUUUUUUUUUUUUUUUUUUUUUUUUUUUCAAAACAUACAUUAUUUUUCAGUGACCCUUGUUGAUUUUCAAAUAGAACCAAUUUUCCAAGAAGAUCUUAGCUUAAUUGCUUAAACUCUUGUGCCAUCAAAAACAUGUAUGAGAUCAAAUCUCAUUCCGAUUGUAUAUGACAAUAGAUAUUUGAGAUCGACUUCAAAUCUCUAAAUUAUGUGUGAUGUGUGGCAUGCAACAGUUUUUGUAGAGAAGUUAUUGCGGGAAGUUCCAGAGGUGCAGAAGGUCUAUCUCUUGAUGAGGGCCAAAAAUGCAGAAGCUGCUCGGGAAAGACUAAGAAAGGAAAUCAUAGAUACUGAUCUAUUCAAGCGGUUGAAAGAAGUGCAUGGAGAAAAAUACGAGGAGUUCAUGAAGAACAAACUUAUUCCAGUUAUUGAAAAUCUUAGUGAACCUUGUCUUGGUAUGGAUGCCAACGUGGCUGUCGACAUUGCAAAUAAAGUUGACGUGAUUAUAAAUGCGGCUGGCAGCACCGGAUGGCAAGGAAGGUAUGAUACACUACUCGAUGUAAAUGUGCAAGGAAUUUCAGGACUUAUUGGCUUCAAAAAGAGUUGCAAGAAACGCUCCCUUUUCUUACACGUUUCGACUGCUUUUGUCACCAAGAAAACAGUAGGAGUUUUUAUGGAAACGCCCAUAGGCGUGGAAGAAGGCCUACCGGAGGGUCAAAACUGGAAUUCACAAACACUAGACAUCGAAGCUGAAUUCAAGUUGGCUGCAAAGAUUGCUUCUGAAAUUCCUAAAAAUGAAUUAUCAGCAGAGAUGGCAAAGCUAGGUUUGAGAAGGGCAAAAUUUCAUGGAUGGACAAACACUUACCAACUAACAAAGGCCAUGGGAGAGAUGUUACUAACCAAAGUAAGUGAUAAACUGCCAGUGAUCAUCAUCCGUCCAACUUUAGUUGAAAGCAUUUAUAGUGAUCCAUUCCCCGGAUGGAUAGAAGGAUACAGGGGAAUAGAACCAAUAAUCGUAUCUUAUGGUAAAGGACAACUUCAAGGAAUUUUAGCAGACCCAACCGCGAUAGUAGACAUUGUUCCAGUUGACAUGGUCGUAAAUGCCAUGAUAGCAGCCAUCGCAAACCAUGGGAUAAUCGGAGAACCCGAAUUAGAGAUUUACCAUGUCACAUCGUCUAUGGUGAAUCCACUAACAUGCGGUAAACUCAUUAAAUUAUGUAACAAUUAUUUUGCGUUGCAUCCAUUCAUAACACCGAGUAGAGAAUUUAUCAAAGUGAAAGACAUAGAAUUCUUCUCAUCGAUUGAUGAAUAUAUAUUCUUUGGAAUGGGUUCUAGUUCUUCAAACGAUAAGCUGCAUCGCAUUCUUGUUCGCAUGGCAGCUAUUUACCAGCCUGUAUUAUUCAGCAAAUUACGGGUGAACGACAAGAAAACACAAAUUUUGAUGGAAAAAAUGUCAUCGGUAGAGAAGAAAAUCUUCGACUUCGAUGUGAAACGCAUAAUUUUGGAAGAUUAUUUAAUGAACACUCAUUUCACAGGUAUAAGAAAGCAAUUUCUCAAAGAAAAUAUUCUCUCCGCAAAACUUUGAAGGCUCGGCAAGUUCGAAUGAUAUCAUAAACGACUACAAAUUAAAACUCUUAUUAUGUAUAACUCGUACAUUGUAUUUUUUUUUUCUUUUUUUUAAUAAUGGCUUGUUGUGAAUAGUUCCAAAAUGGCCAAAGGACAGUUGAUAUAGACGAUAUACAAUCCUAGAUCUUGGCUACGACCCUCCACGUAUUUACCAACAAAUGCAGUUGAUGUCCCCUUAUGUUUAUAUAAUUUAUUAUCCGUACGUAUUGCUUUUAUUUAUUUCAUGUUGAUUAAAGGAUGAUGAUAAAUUGUUGAUCUUAAUAGCAGCCAGACUUUCAGUAUAAACUACAGUGUGAUUUGUAUUAUUGUUUACUUAAUUACUUCAUUUUAUUGUAAUAUUUGUUUUACAUUCUUCUUUUCUUAAAUAUUUAAUGAUUUUUUUUGAUAGCUAGCCCUGUGUAUAUUAUUACAUAAAGUUGUAUAUUUAGGAGCCAAGUGGGAUCAUAAGGUAAAAAAAAAUCAAUAGUUAGUAAUAUCAUACCUUCAUCCCCAAUCCUUCAGUCGUGGUUCGUGAUCAUAUGGAUUCAGUAAUCUCAUGGAUUAGGAAUGAAGUGUAAUUUUCAUGGAUCAAAUUUCGUGUUUGCAUUUGUUUCUUUCGGUAAACUUCAUGAACGGAUCACAAGUUGCUUAAAAUUUUGUUGGCGGCUCCCUACUUUAUCCCUUGUCCCUAUUGUA
Molecule: messenger RNA, 2424 nt
Organism: Chenopodium quinoa (quinoa)
Lineage: Eukaryota; Viridiplantae; Streptophyta; Magnoliopsida; Caryophyllales; Amaranthaceae
Product: fatty acyl-CoA reductase 2-like
Exons: 7
Coding region: 335-1708 (457 amino acids)
Biological process (GO): long-chain fatty-acyl-CoA metabolic process; suberin biosynthetic process
Cellular component (GO): intracellular membrane-bounded organelle
Molecular function (GO): alcohol-forming very long-chain fatty acyl-CoA reductase (NADP+) activity
Source: RefSeq, a predicted model, not a curated record